Molecule: messenger RNA, 1077 nt
Organism: Sphenostylis stenocarpa
Lineage: Eukaryota; Viridiplantae; Streptophyta; Magnoliopsida; Fabales; Fabaceae
Source: the annotation of a GenBank genome assembly
AUGGCUCUCUCACUCGGCAAGCUCACCAUUCUCCUCGGUGCAGGUAUUGUUGGUUCUGUAAUUGCUAAAGAAGGCAGUCUGCCUGACGUUUCUGGUCUCGUCUCCGGUGCUUUCAAGGUUGUUUUGAAGCAACUUAAAAGCAAUGAGCCUGCUCCAACUGUUAAAAAGCUGCCACAUAAUGAUGCUUUGAUGGCUCAGGUAAACAGUCUUCGGCAAGAAUUACAACUUCUUGCUAGAGAUAGAUCAAUCACUAUUGUAAAUGCAAGUGGAACAGGUGGAAGAAAAUAUGUGACUGUGAUUGUUAUUGUUGCGGUGGGAUAUGGAUACAUUUGGUGGAAGGGAUGGAAGCUUCCUGAUUUGAUGUUUGCAACAAAACGAAGUUUGUCUGAUGCUUGUACAUCUAUUGGUGAUCAGAUGGGGAAGCUGUAUGGAACAAUUGAUGAUGUAAAGAAGAAACUAUCUACAAGAAUGAACCGUUUAGAUGAAAAUUUAGAUGAAUGUGCUGCCCUUACUGAAAGUACCAGGGAGGAGAUAGCUGUAACUCAACAGAAGGCAGACACGAUAACUGGAGAUUUCAAGUCUGUUCAUGUUGCAGUCCGUGUUCUGGAAUCUAGAAUUAAAGAAAUAGAAGAGAAGCAGGUGGCCACAACUGAAGGAGCAUCUUCAUCCAGUUCUUCCAGGCCAGCCCUUGAGCCACCACCAGCUUCACCCUCUUCCAGGGGUUCGCAAUUGGCUUCAUCUAUGCUAUCUCUUGAGCCACUAUCUGUCACGCCAUCAGCAAGGACUGGAUCGCCACCGCCAAUAUCAGCUGAUCCACCAACUCCAUCAAAUUCUGGUGGGCCUGUCCAGGAGAGUAGAAUUAAUGGAUCUAGUUCUGGCUUGUUUGGGCUGAGUAGGUUAUCUGGCGUCUAUGCUCCAUUUCUGAGUAGAACUCGCAAUUAUUGGACCUAUGGUGGGGGUGGAAAUCUUCACCAGUUGGCUUACCCAAGCCAAAUUAUAGUAUGCAUGCCCAAGCCAGAUUAUGAACGACUGGGCAUUGAAUUUUGCAGAGAUGCUGUUUCUCUCGAGUUUCAUUAG